Molecule: messenger RNA, 1288 nt
Organism: Arabidopsis thaliana (thale cress)
Lineage: Eukaryota; Viridiplantae; Streptophyta; Magnoliopsida; Brassicales; Brassicaceae
Gene: ELF5A-3
Product: eukaryotic elongation factor 5A-3
Exons: 4
Coding region: 272-748 (158 amino acids)
Biological process (GO): translational elongation
Molecular function (GO): RNA binding; translation elongation factor activity; ribosome binding
Source: RefSeq, marked reviewed
UCAAAUUAUUUAAGAGUUGAUUAAUUAAAUAGAGAAUCUCAGAGGCCGCGUAAGAUUUACGAUCUGACUUUUAUUUCUUUAAGAAAAAACAAAAAAACGCCGCACGUGUAGGGUCGCGUCAGUUGCACGCGACACGUCAAAUAAAUCUGAACCCUAGAUCGCUUUCUUCAGUGUUCUAUAAAAACUAAACUCCAUUCGCUGACUUCGCAAAGAAGAACACUUUCUCUCUGAAAUCUCAAAUUCAUCUCUUCUCUUCCGAUUUCGCUGAAUCAUGUCAGACGACGAGCAUCACUUCGAAUCCAGCGACGCCGGAGCUUCUAAGACUUAUCCUCAACAAGCCGGUAACAUUCGUAAAGGUGGUCACAUCGUCAUCAAGGGACGUCCCUGCAAGGUGGUUGAGGUAUCGACUUCGAAGACUGGGAAGCAUGGUCACGCCAAGUGUCACUUUGUUGCCAUUGAUAUCUUUACUUCUAAGAAGCUUGAAGAUAUCGUUCCUUCUUCCCACAAUUGUGAUGUUCCACAUGUGAAUCGUGUUGAUUAUCAGUUGAUUGAUAUCUCUGAAGAUGGCUUUGUUAGUCUUCUUACUGAUAAUGGUAGCACUAAGGAUGAUCUGAAGCUGCCAACAGAUGAAGCUUUACUCACACAGCUCAAGAAUGGAUUUGAGGAGGGUAAGGAUAUUGUUGUGUCUGUCAUGUCUGCAAUGGGAGAGGAGCAGAUGUGUGCUCUCAAGGAAGUUGGUCCCAAGUAAUAAUAAUAAGUAAGCAUUCUCUCUUUUACAGAGGCUAUGUAUUAUCAAGUUUGACAGAGUCAAAUGUUAUAAGAACAAAGUUUGGUCCUUUUUUUUGGUCUUCUUAGUAUAAUUUAAGCCCACAUGUGUUUCCCAUGCAAGACACUCUUAUAUUUACUAGUAUAUCUUACUAUUGGUUUUGGUUGUGGAGAAGUUACUGUUGACAGUUCCAAACCUCUACUUCUCUUUAUGUGCUAUGUUAUUUUCUCAGAUCCUAAAGGAUUAGUCAUUUUGAAUGUGGAUAUGUCACAUCAAUACUUGUGAUCCAAGUGCUCUCUUUGAGUAGUCGCUGAGUGAUCAAAUGCUAAGGGAGGUCUCAUAUACUUGCUAGUUUAAGGGCCUACUUCAUAGUUUUAGUUGGUUAUGCUAUGGAGUGGGCCUGACUACAACCAUCAACAAUCGAUAAAAAGCUACAUUUCUAUGGAUAUUGAACUUGAACUUUGGUGUAAGAAGUUUUAGUCUACUAUUGAACCAAAAGCGUUUUCCACUGAUUACCUUUUG